AUGCAUCUGAGCAAGAUCAAGGCCAUCAUCGCCAGCACGGCGCUGACAAUUUCUGCACAGAGCGACGACCUCGUCUCAGCAUUCAACAUGGUCAACCAGGCGCGAGCUGAACGGUUCGUCAAGCCGCUCUCCUGGAGCCCCGACCUGGCCGCCUACGCGCAGCUCUGGGCCAACCUCAUGGCCAGCAGCCAGGUGCCCUUCCAGCACGCCGCCGGCGCGUACCGCCCGUCCCAGGGCGAGGUUCUCUACGUGCAGGAGGCCUCGGGCUGCCACCCGUCGUACGAUGAGCCGUUCCAGUCGGCCAUGCGUGCAUGGCUCGCGCAGGCGCCGCUGUAUGAUGACAAGCCCAUCGUAACGGGCCACGAGCCCUGGCUUCACUGGUCACAGUGCAUGUGGUUAGGAUCAACGGAAAUCGGAUGUGCGCGCGCCUACAGUAUCUCCGAGGCCUACAAGAUUUUUGUCGUCUGUCGAUUUAGCCCAGAGGGCAACGUCUAUGGGCAGAAGCCGUUUUAA
Molecule: messenger RNA, 513 nt
Organism: Beauveria bassiana ARSEF 2860
Lineage: Eukaryota; Fungi; Ascomycota; Sordariomycetes; Hypocreales; Cordycipitaceae
Product: riboflavin aldehyde-forming enzyme
Exons: 3
Coding region: 1-513 (170 amino acids)
Source: RefSeq, a predicted model, not a curated record